UUGUUCUUCUCCAAACGCGUCUCAAACUUAAGGAUGCUGCAAACUUGAAAGAAUUUUGCAAUUGCAUCACAUUAGCUUUUUCACCUGCGAAAAUCCCCUCUGGAGACGCUGCAGCUAUGUGACAUGUUGUUCUCUAGUGCACAUUGGUAUCUUGUCAGAGCUGUAAAUAGAGGCAAUGGCAGCUAUUUGGCCAGAUGUCUAACAGGGGGCACUGUCCAUGCAACAGUGAUAUUCAAUGUACCUGACAAAAAUGUAACCAAAAAGAUUGAAGUUGUACAGAAUGACUUGACAAAGGAAAACGUGGAUGCAAUUGUGAAUGCUGCAAACUCCUGGCUGAAACAUGGUGGAGGAGUAGCUGGAGCAAUUGUUAAAAAUGGUGGAGAUCAAAUUCAAAACGAAAGUGAUGAAUAUGUAGCUAAAUAUGGUCCCAUAAAGACCGGAGGGAUUGCUGUUACCAGACCUGGAAGUCUUCCAUGUAGUAUUUUAAUCCAUGCAGUAGGUCCGGUUUGGAUGGGAGGGCAAAAAGAUGAAGACAGCAGUCUUCACUCAGCCAUGUACAACUCUUUGUCCGAGUGUCAUUCAAGGCUUCUGAGCAGUGUAGCUGUCCCCGCCAUUAGUAGCGGUAUUUUUGGAUUUCCUAAGGCAAGAUGCGCGAAGAUUCUGUUCUCGGCUGUGUUGGAAUUCUUCCGCGCUGAGCCCAAGAGCUCUGUUAAUCUCGUGCGUCUUACAAACUUUGAUAAACCAACUGUAGAAAUUUUUAAGGACGCUGCAGCUGAUUUAAACGAAGAACCCGAUAUAAGAGUGGAGCUAGGCCAAGCGUCGUGAAAUUUAGUUCUUUUUAAUAACUCUACGCUUAACUUCAAAGCAAACCAUAUUUAACAAUUACUCACCAAAGUGGAGAUAAAUAUCCACCACUUUCACCGACACUUUGGUGAAUAAAUUUUUUAGUGUAAACCACGCUGAUACCAAAAACUUAGUUUAUUUCUUUCAAUAUACCGUAAAAUGGUGAGAAAUUAAUUACGGGCAUGAGGCGUCAAGUACAACUUCUCGCUCGUGCAAUUCUAUGUCGCCAUUUUUGCGCCUUUUUUCUGAGUAUUUGCGAAACCAAAAGCUUCGCUGCGUUGAAAAGGGGACAAUUCUGCUUUUUUCUCAUGAGCCUAGAAAUAGUUGGAUCGUAAAUCCGUGGUGUAAAAAUGUCAUUUAGUUUCGUUUGUUUUUAUGUUCAUAAGGCUGCAGUUGUUAAACUCAAAUUUGAGAGAUACGUGCCAUACGUUUUUUUGGGUAAAAGUUUCGCAUGUUCACGCGUACUUACGAACUUUAAAUUGGUUAGUAGGGGGACUGAAAUGCAUGGGGUGGUUUCGGAAGUUGGUGUGAUGUAUUUUUGCAUGCGCUUUCUAAUUUUUCAAAUUGCCAUAUUUUAUUGGCAUACUUUAGGGUUUCGUGGGCGCUCAGUAAAUACUUAUUUUUUAGAUACUUCCCCUCAGGUCUCGCCCACGUUGGGCAGGUGUUCAGGAAGACAUGUGAGUCGGUAUAAAGAAAGAUACCAUGAGAUUAAAAAGCGAAAUUGGAAAAUGUUUCACGGAACAAACCAAAAUUUUCUUUCUAACCAUGAAUAAUUUUGUGUCGCUUUUUACUCUACUUCAUUUCGUUCUUUUUUGCUCCUUUAAUUUAAGGGCCUUACAGUUUUGUUUUUGUCCAUGUAGGCGUAGGGAAAAAUUAAUUUCAGCUUUAUUGAUAUACUAAUCAUUUAAGCUUUAUGAACGUCCUCGAUGAAAGAACUGUAUUAUUACAAACUGUCAGUAGCUUCUAUCCAUAUGUUUAUUUUCAAUUCUUCGGCGGUUGGAGAGUCUCUUAAAUUGUGCUCCCUUUAAGUAGAGCGCGUUAUCGCAAAAAAUUGUAAUACGGGUGAUCGUAAAUAUUCAUCUUGUCCAUUACGGUGACUAAGAUAGACUAAACCAUUUUUGCCUGGCAAAGUUGCAAAUUAUUCAAUUCGCAAAAUACCAUCGAUUUAGCUUGAGUGUAACAGCCAAACGAUUGCUGCAAUAUAUUUAUUCAUUCUUUCAUUUAGAGUAAUCUUCCCCAAUAUAGUUAAAUUAGCUCGUUUGAUGGAAAGGUACGAUAAUACUGACAUUUUUGUCGUAAAAAUUGCAAGAAAAAGGAAAUAAAUCUUACUGCAUUUAGCAUUUGCCAGCAAGUAAAAAUCAGCCAGCAGCAACGUUAUCUUUUUCGUUGGGCUUGUAUCCUAGUUUAUUUUCAAACAUUUCGUUUUGUGUGGAACAAGGCUAGGCUGUUGAUGUUUAGGUGUCUAAAGGUCGUAACUGGACGUUGUAAAAAUUUUUUGCUGCACAGCUUUAAAACCUAGGAUUAAUGCCUCGUUUUUUUAUCUUAAAGAUCGCAGAAAAGUGAAUUGAAAUGUCUUCUGCUUUAGCAAAAUGCGUGUUUGCUAGAUUGUUCCCACAUAUAUUGUUAUGGAAAUGAAAGAGAUAUGACAGACACUGCAACAAAGUGUCACUUUUCGGUUGUGUUUUUGCCAGUCAUUUUGACUAAAACACCCGACAAAUCUGAUUAAAAAGGAGACUUCGGAGAAAGGUUUCAAAAGUUGAGUUCUUUCAAUAAAAUUAAUCGUUUUUAAAAUGCUUCGUUUCUAGUGUGGACAAAUAAUAAAAGCGGUAGCUUUUUAAAAAGAUGAUUUUUCGCUUCCUAUCAACAUCAUCUGGGGUUUCGUUGAACGAUAGGCGAAAACUGACGUAUUAAAACAUGCGCGUUUUCAAAAACGCGCUACUGUGGACAUUUAGGAGCAAAACAAUAAACUUCACGGUGGUUAAAAAAAAUUUGCUUCUUUUUGUUGGUUGAAACUCAGACGGAUUCUCAAGAAGAGGAUUAGUGUGGUCCAGGCCUUACUCGUCGCUUAGUCAAUCGUUGGUCUGUAAUUUUGUGAA
This is a messenger RNA of Pocillopora verrucosa, 2939 nucleotides long. RefSeq lists its product as uncharacterized. Gene Ontology annotation, molecular function: transcription corepressor activity; NAD+-protein mono-ADP-ribosyltransferase activity; NAD+ poly-ADP-ribosyltransferase activity. Gene Ontology annotation, cellular component: cytoplasm; nucleus. The record is from RefSeq and is a predicted model, not a curated record. Lineage: Eukaryota; Metazoa; Cnidaria; Anthozoa; Scleractinia; Pocilloporidae. Gene Ontology annotation, biological process: negative regulation of gene expression; protein poly-ADP-ribosylation.